This is a messenger RNA of Callorhinchus milii (elephant shark), 899 nucleotides long. Its product is annotated as claudin-23-like. The record is from RefSeq and is a predicted model, not a curated record. Gene Ontology annotation, cellular component: bicellular tight junction; plasma membrane. The transcript has a single exon. Bases 44 to 745 code for a protein of 233 amino acids. Gene Ontology annotation, biological process: bicellular tight junction assembly; cell adhesion. Lineage: Eukaryota; Metazoa; Chordata; Chondrichthyes; Chimaeriformes; Callorhinchidae. Gene Ontology annotation, molecular function: structural molecule activity.
CUGGCAGUGUGAGGGGCAGGGGCUGGCAGGGGGUGCAGGCGGCAUGCGGACCCCGCCGGUGAUGAUCCUGGGGCUGGUGCUGUCCCCCGCCGGGUUCGUGCUGAUCCUGGUCUCCACGGUGGCUCCCGCCUGGAGAGACGUGAGCAACAUCCCCACCGACGCUCUGGACACGGUGCUGCACCAGGGGCUGUGGGAGAUCUGCCGGGAAAAGGAGUCCGUCAGAGAAACCACCUGCGGUGUGGCGGACGUGGCCUAUUUUCAGCACCAGGUGCUGGGGCUGUCCAGGGGGCUGAUGAUCGCGGGGCUGGUGGUCACGGCGCUGGGGGUCCUGCUCUCCUCGCUGGGGGUCCGCUGCUGGACCCAGCACCCCAACCUGGCGGUGUCCGGGGCGGGGGGUGUGGUGCUGGGGGUCGGGGGGGUGCUGACCCUGGUCGCCGUGUCCUGGUACACGGACAAGCUCCAGGCGCUGCCCAACUCCGCGGCCGGACAGUCCCUCAGUGUGGGCUACAGCAUCGUCCUGGGCUUCAUCGGCGGCUGCCUGGAGAUCCUGGGGGGGCUCUCCCUGGCCUUCAGCUUCGGGAAGCUGUGCGAACAGCAGAGGGCGAAGGCCAAACCGUACGUUCAGAAGAAGAAGGAAGCGCAACGCCCCGCGAAGCUCUACCCGCGGGGGAUCUCCAACCCCGUCCAGGUGGUGGAUAUCCCCGCGGAGUCCGCCCCCUCCGCCCCCUGGGACGCGGAUCUAUAGGGACCAAGAGGAUCGAUCGGCUGCUCGCGGGGCGACGGUGAUCGAUACCCCCCCCAUUCAAUACGUACUUAUUGGGAAUCGAUGCAACGUCUGAAUCGUGCACAGAAACCUGCGAUUCGCAGUGACCGACUCGCAAAUAACUCUUUGUAUGUUU